Molecule: messenger RNA, 986 nt
Organism: Colossoma macropomum (tambaqui)
Lineage: Eukaryota; Metazoa; Chordata; Actinopteri; Characiformes; Serrasalmidae
Product: otospiralin-like
Exons: 4
Coding region: 202-522 (106 amino acids)
Biological process (GO): sensory perception of sound
Source: RefSeq, a predicted model, not a curated record
GACUACAAAAGGGUCCUGUGAAAAGCAAACAGUGCGCUUUGACUGCGAGAUGCCAUCCAAUAACCUGAGGAGGAGCACAGAGUAAGAGAGGAAUACUACUGUACAUCUUUACUAGUUACUGUUGCAGUAGACCUUGAUAACCUAUUUGAUCAACAUCUCACUCACCAACAUCUGCUAACCACCUUCAGGCAGAGUUGCAGUAUGUCUCGGCAACAUGUUUCAGUGUUACUCUGCACCUUGAUUUUGGGUUCCCUCUCCAGAACAGGAGCUGAGAGUGAAGAAAGGUCUUUUGGUUUGGAUGAAGAUGAAAAGGGGAAUGAGGAGAAGCGCAUCAUGCCGUACUGGAACAUGUGGUCUUCAGAUUUCUAUGGCUGGAUGGAGGAGUUAAGAGCUCAGGCAGCAUAUGACACCUUACUGGACUUGGCAAGAACCUAUUGGGCUCACUUUCCCAUCGGCAGCUUUUUAGGUUAUGACUCCAUCCCUGAUCAGGUGGACCAAACGGAAAAGGAGACAAACAACUGACAAUGCCUGGCAAUGUGUUCUCUAACAGGACUCCCUUGAUGUUAUCAUACCUCAAAGCGUCUUGACAUUGGUCAGUUUGGACCAUUUCUAUUUGUUCAUUGCUUCAUGAUUAAAAUUGGCAAACUCAAUGAAUAGGCAAUGGUUAGUUUGAAUUUUGAAUCAUAAUCACGGUGUUCACAGGUCAUUAUACAGAUAUGUUUAGCAGGCUAAAGAUUCUCCAUAAAGGGGGGAAUUACUGUCUUUCAUAUGCAACAUUGAAAGGGUGGGAACCCACACCAGCAGGAUCUAAUGAAUUUAUGUAUGUCUGUAGCAAAUUGCUCUGAAUUAAUAUUCAGAGUUAAAAUUCAGAGCUUUAUCGAAAGAUUUACUGGAAAACUGUCUCAAAAGACAUAUGUUGUCAUAUAAGAAACCACUGUAUCCCUAAAACAAUAACUUUAUAGGACAGGGGUGUCCUGUCUUAUCUA